UCAGAGCCUGCUGCCCACUCUUUUGCCUCCUCGGAAGCUGACGAGCAAGAAGUGUCGGAGGAAAACUUUGAAGAACGAAAAUAUCCAGGGGAAGUUACUUUAACCAACUUCAAGCUGAAAUUCCUCUCUAAGGACAUCAAGAAAGAGCUGCUCACUUGCCCAACCCCAGGCUGUGAUGGCAGUGGACACAUAACGGGGAACUAUGCCUCUCACCGCAGCCUUUCUGGUUGUCCUCUUGCUGACAAGAGUCUCAGAAACCUCAUGGCUGCCCACUCUGCUGACCUCAAGUGCCCUACUCCUGGUUGUGAUGGCUCUGGUCACAUAACAGGAAAUUAUGCAUCGCAUAGAAGUCUGUCAGGCUGCCCUCGUGCCAAGAAAAGUGGGAUCAAGAUCACCCCAACAAAGGAUGACAAAGAAGACCCAGAGCUGAUGAAGUGUCCUGUUCCUGGCUGUGUUGGGCUGGGACACAUCAGUGGGAAAUACGCCUCUCACCGGAGCGCCUCGGGGUGCCCUCUGGCAGCCCGCAGGCAGAAGGAAGGGUCACUCAAUGGCUCCUCGUUUUCCUGGAAGUCCUUGAAGAACGAAGGUCCAACCUGCCCAACGCCAGGCUGCGACGGCUCCGGCCACGCCAACGGGAGCUUCCUCACUCACCGAAGUUUGUCAGGGUGUCCAAGAGCUACUUUUGCUGGGAAGAAAGGAAAACUCUCAGGGGAUGAAAUUCUCAACACCAAGUUCAAGACCAGCGACGUUCUGGAGAACGAUGAAGAGAUCAAGCAGCUGAACAAGGAGAUCAGCGAGCUGAACGAGUCCAACUCGGAGAUGGAAGCGGCCAUGGUGAAACUGCAGUCGCAGAUCUCCACCAUGGAGAAGAACCUGAAGAACAUUGAGGAGGAGAACAAAAUCAUAGAGGAGCAAAACGAAGCCCUGUUCCUGGAGCUCUCAGGGUUGAGCCAGGCUCUAAUCCAAAGUCUUGCCAAUAUCCGCCUUCCGCACAUGGAGCCAAUUAGUGAGCAGAACUUUGAUGCAUAUGUGAACACGCUGACCGACAUGUACACCAACCAGGAGUGCUACCAGAACCCAGAGAACAAGGACCUGCUGGAGAGCAUCAAGCAAGCUGUCAAGGGCAUCCAAGUUUAGUGCCAGGGGAUGGAGACGAGCAAGCAGGCAGACUGUAAGAUGGAACUUUCCCUCCAAGUAUUCAGGUUUACAAGUUACAAAACUUGUUUAAUGAAUGAAAAAAA
Merops nubicus (carmine bee-eater) is the source of this 1241-nucleotide messenger RNA. Its product is annotated as myelin transcription factor 1. Gene Ontology annotation, biological process: regulation of transcription by RNA polymerase II. The annotation marks the transcript as partial. Gene Ontology annotation, molecular function: RNA polymerase II cis-regulatory region sequence-specific DNA binding; DNA-binding transcription factor activity, RNA polymerase II-specific; zinc ion binding. Lineage: Eukaryota; Metazoa; Chordata; Aves; Coraciiformes; Meropidae. The record is from RefSeq and is a predicted model, not a curated record. The transcript has 10 exons. Gene Ontology annotation, cellular component: nucleus.